AUGAGUUCCCAUAUCACGGCCAUCACCACCCUCAACACAUUCAUUGUCCGCGUCUUCCAGCAACCGAAAGGAGAUCUUGCUGACCGAUUGAACUCCCGAAUUACCGUAACUAUCCUCGCCGUGAGCGCUGUUGUGCUGCUGUCCGGCCAAUUCUUCGGGGACGCCAUCACCUGCUGGGUGCCCGCCCAAUUUACGAAACAGUGGUCGGACUUCGUUAACCAGUACUGCUUCGUGCACGGCACCUAUUUUGUGCCGUUUUCCGACGAGCUCGCUUUUGAUGAUGACGAACGAAAAAAGCAGCCCAUCACUUACUAUCAAUGGGUGCCGUACAUCCUAGCCGCCCAGGCGCUGCUCUUCUACUUUCCGCGCUUUGUCUGGAAAUCGCUGUGCGCGUAUUCGGGCUACGAUUUGGCGGGCUCGAUCCGGUACGUCGACACGUUUUGGUCGGAGAUCAAGAAGGACGACGCGCCAUUCCGAGACCGUAUCGCCCGGUUCGAGGGCCGCCCCGCCGUGUAUAUUUGGGACGCGUUGCGGCUCGCGCGAAAGAAAGGUGCACGCAACAUGCCGCUGUAUUACGCCAUCGGAACGACGUUGCAGGCCAUUAAUGCGUGGGUGCAGUUCUACGUCGUCAACUCGGUGAUCGGCUCUCCUUACAUGCUGUGGGGUCCGUCUGUACUUGGCGAAGUUGUGCACGGGGUUGAUUGGCAGGUAACCGGCCACUUCCCCCGCAUCACACAUUGUGACUUCAACCGACGCAACAUGGCCUCCGUCCAACUGGACACGGUGUUGUGCGUGCUGUCGAUGAACAUCUACUACGAGAAGGUGUUUCUCUUCCUCUGGUUCUGGAUCGCGUUCGUGGCCGUCAUUUCAACGAUCAACGCCGCCUACUGGGUGUACAUGUGCGCCGUGCCGUACAGGGCUCGCUCGGCCAUCUCGAGCUUCUUGGAAACCGAUCCGCAGGCCAAGUCGCGAGAUUCGAUUGUCGAUUUUUACAAUCGCCUCGGCGCGGACGGGCUCUUCGUGCUCCACCAAAUGGCGCUCAAUUUGGGCGAUCUGCCGGCGAGCUACUUGGCCAUCGGUAUGCGUGCAAUCUCAAAUCGAUACGGCCCAUCGGAGGGUGAUGAUGACAGUCGAGGGGGCAGCCAAUGGGAAAAGACACACCUCAUCCAUGCCAAGGCA
This is a messenger RNA of Mesorhabditis spiculigera, 1179 nucleotides long. NCBI's taxonomy places the organism in Eukaryota, Metazoa, Nematoda, Chromadorea, Rhabditida, Rhabditidae. The record is from the annotation of a GenBank genome assembly.